GCGGGGGCGGAGAGUCUGCUCCACCAGGCCAGGUGCCCCGGCCGUUCCCUUCGGGCUGCACCUAGUGGUGGUCUCAGGGCGAGGGACGGGGGCCACGCCGGCCCGGCACCCGGCGGGGAGGUCUGGAGAGGGACGAGCCGGCCCCGAGCAGGUGUCGCCCGAAGGGUGAGCGGAAACGAAGCCGGCGGUGACCGCCGGUUGCUUGGCCCACGGCUUGGCGGUGAGAACCCCACGCCCGGCAGGGGCUGCCAGCUGCUUCAGGGUCAGGAGCACAAAGCCGCGCAGUGCUGGAGAGCCUGUUGGGAUUGAGCCCUGGCUAGCUCCGUGUGCCAGGCUCAGGAAUUCGGUAACAGCUGAGGGCCUUGAGGAGGCAGGGGAGGAUUUUGUGAUUUAGGAAGACCACUCUCACGCGGAUGCAUUGGAUGGGCUAAGAAUUACCCGCCGUCUUCCAGCGGGAGCUGGCUCUGAUCUCCCUCCCACUAACUAGUCGGCAGCCCCUUCCUCACCAACUAACCAGGCAUGGGAGAAAGCAGAAUAUAGGCUUGGACCAAAACCGUGUAGUCCAUCAGACAGUCGACUUGAUGCUGCUUGUUUAAAAGAAAAAAAUGCAGGCCGAACCACAAGCCCAUGCUAAACUUUUUUUAAAAACCCAAAACUGGACGGUGGUGGACCAGUUGGUGGGAAAGAUUAGGAUGGUUGCAGCUGCUGUGAUUAUAGUAAAGCAAGAACUUGAAUGCAGAUUAGGUUCUAAAGGCAGUGAAGAGGACAGAAAUCUGUGGUCAAAAUGACUCUUGAAAAUCUGUUAGGAAAGUGCCUCGUGGAUUUGCAGCACCAUCUCCCAGUACAUUCAGCAGUCUGUCUUUCCUUCAAGAUUGGACACAUAUUCCUGUAUUCAAGUUACAGUAUUCCAGUACAGGUUCAUUUGAAUUUGAAUUUAGAGGCUAUCUUAAAUGAAAAUAUCUUUAAAUACUAACAUCUCACUCAAAAUGGGAUGUGCUCAUCCCAAAGUUCUUGCCAAGAGACGGGUUCUGAGAGCCCCCUCAGAAUUUCAUUGGGUUUACCCCUGCCAGCUAACCUUCUACUCAGGGUCAUACAUUCAUGGAAUGACAGGCGGAAGGAACAGCCCUCACUAUUGAAAUGCUUCUCUGUCUUAAGUGAGGGUGGGUGUGGUCAAAUACCCAGAAGCAAACUAUAUGCAUCCUACAAUUCCUCUCUGUUAGGCUUUGAGGGAAGUUAAUAACUACCAAGUUUCGCUUUGCAUUUUACUUUAAUUAAGCCUGUGGUUUUUCUUGGUACUCUAAAAUAAAUGGCUAUGGCUUAGGGACUUAGGAUUUGGAAUGAAUUUUAGUUUUCUCUGAAUUUUUCAGAGAUGGAAAUUAGGGGUGGUGAAAGCUAACAGAAGCAGCUCUGGUAAGCUGAAGACUAAGUGAAGAAGAUGGGACUCAGAUCAGGGCAGACAGGGUGUGCAGCAAGGUCAGCGGUGGUUCCCAGAAUGCCCAGGAUGAGUGAGGAGUUAACCCAGAAGGGAAGAAGCCAGGAAUGUUUCCGGCAGAGGGUCUGUACACAGGGUCAGAAGCAAGAGAAACAGUGAGUGACAGCUCUUAGAGAAGUCAGGAGGGGAGGGGCCCUGGAUGCGUCUUUAGGGUCUGUAGGAGUUUAGAGACUGACAGCCCUAGGGAGCUGUGGGAGUUUGAGCAACAGCCCUUUUAGAAGCAAUCCUGUGAUUUAGAGACUACAUCAGAAGGGAUUACUGUAGGACAAGGAUGCCACGGUUCUGGGAAAGAGCCCUGUUACACCUGGGAGGCACCUGGCAGCCUCUUCCCACCUCAUUAUCCCAGUGAGAAACAGACUGGGACCUGGCUUCCCGUCUGUCUGCCUCCCCCUCAUCCCACUGGGAUGUUCUUUUGUUUGUAAGUGACCAAGUCCAACUCUGGCUAUGAGUAAAAAAUGAAAAUGGGGACAGGGGGGCAGGAGGGAGGCAAGGAGUGGAAGAGAAUUCAUUGGGAUUUUAUCUGCCAGCCUUCAAGCGAGAACAAAAAAUGAGGACCCCAGCUCCAGGCAUUCAGGAACCUUCUUGUCAGCCCCAGUGCUGGGGAAGUUCUGUCUGUCUCAGUUCAAAGUUCCAGAUUCCCAGAAUGGAUUUAGUGGCCUUCAGCCACAGCCUGGGGAGUGGACACACAGGGAAAGCACAGAUGGCCCUUCUCCCAGAGCCCCACCCAAGGUCCCCAGUACAGGGACUCGUUGGCAUGUUCCCUUUUCUUGCCUUUUAGGGUUCCAUUUGGAGACUCUGUUCAAUAUCUUGCCUGUUGUCAGUGCUCAAUAGAUACAUUUUUUAAUCAAAAUAAGUGUCAGAGUCAGAAACCUUUCAAUGUGUCAUAAUAUUAGCCCAUUAAUAUGUAAGAUUUAACUCUUGUUCCCAAAAGUUAAAGGCUCUUUGAAGGCAUCUUUUGAAAAACAACUAAUUUCAUACUAAACUUCCCCUUACCUUUGGCUCUAAAUUCAGUCAGUUUUAGUUCUGUUCCUGGAAUACAAAAUCAGAAUGCAGGGAGGCUCCAUUAAUGAGACCUGUUGUUGUAACCCAUUGGAGGGGUGGUCUCCCCAGCAGCCCUGCCCAGCAGAGGCGGCAGCGACCCAGUGGAUCGCUGGAUCCCAGGGGAGAGGAACCAUUCCAGAUGACCAGUCAGCAAAUUUAUCCUGCGAGACAUUGCAGGGUGGUGGGACCCUCGACCCCAGGUUGCCAGCAUGGUCCCCUUUGCCUAGGGAGAUCCGCGGCGAGGAGCUGAGGAGGUUCUGCUCCCGGGUCAGUCAGCUGCUGCAGAAGGACUUGGGGCCUGACACCGCUGAUGCCCUGCAGAGGCUUUUCCUCAUCGUCUCGGCCACGAAAUACAACAGGAAGCUGGAGAAGACCUGUGUGGACUUGCUGCAGACCACCCUCUACUUGCCCACGUGCCCCGAGCAGCUGCAGCUUCUCUGUGUCGCCGUCCUGAGAGAGAUGUCACCUUCCGACAGCCUGAGCCUGUCCUGUGACCACGUCCAGAACAGCCGGCAGCUGAGCCUGGUGGCCUCCGUUCUCUUGGCCCAGGGUGAUAAGGAGGUGGUCAGAAGCGUGAGCCAGCAGGCAUUCAAGGUCCUCGAGAGCCGGCAGCCCGAGGGGCCCAGCCUGCGGUACCUCCUCCCGGUCGUGUGGAAGGUCACCAGCCUGGCCCCGGGCACCCUCAGUGAAGACCAUAUCAACCUGCUCAGCAAGAGGCUGGUGGACUGGCUCCGCUACGCCAGUGUCCAGCAGGGGGUCACACAUUCCUCUGGAGGCUUCUUCUCCACAUCCAGAACCCGGCAGCCAGGUCCUGUCACCGAGGUCGAUGGGGCAGUGGCCACAGACUUCUUCACGGUGCUGUCCACUGGGCAGCACUUCACAGAGGACCAGUGGAUGAACGUGCAGGCCUUCUCCAUGCUGAGGGCGUGGCUGCUACUCAGCUGCCCUGAGGGUCCCAGCACCCCCGACACAGAUGACAAGUCUGAGCUGGAGGGCUCCACCCUGUCUGUGCUCUCUGCGACCUCCGCCGCCAGCCGCCUGCUACCGCCCCAGGAGCAGCUGAGGGAGAAGGCCUUUGAGUAUUGCCAGCGCCUCAUCGAGCAGAGCAGCCGACGAGCCCUGAGGAAGGGCGACUCCGACCUGCAGAAAGCGUGCCUGGUGGAGGCCCUGCUGGUGCUGGACGUGCUCUGCAGGCAGGACCCCUCCUUCCUGUACCGCACCCUCUCCUGCCUGAAGGCCCUGCACACGCGGCUGUGUGGGGACCUGGCGUGCGUGCAGGCACUGCUGCCCAUUGCCCAGUUCUUCCUGAACCAUGGGGAGGCUGCUGCAGUGGACUCAGAAGCCAUCUACCAGCAUCUGUUUACCAGGAUCCCUUCCGAACUCUUCCAUAGCCCGAUGCUGGCCUUCGAGUUCAUCCAGUUCUGCAGGGACAACCUUCCCCUGUUUGACAGAAACCGUGGCAUUCUCAAACUGAGCUUCCCCAACCUCUUCAAGUUCCUGGCCUGGAACAGCCCGCCCCUCACCUCCGAGUUCGUGGUGCUGCUUCCAGCGCUGGUGGACGCCGGCACAGCUGUGGAGAUGCUGCAUGCACUGCUGGACCUGCCGUGCCUGACCGUGGCCUUGGACCUGCAUCUCAGGUCAUCACCAGCUGCAUCUGAGAGGCCGCUCUGGGAUGCCUCCCUCAGGGCCCCCAGCUGCCUGGAGGCCCUCCGGGACCCACAGUUCCAGCCCCUCUUCCAGUACCUGCUACGGGCCACAGCCAGUGGAACCACAGAGCGGCUGGCCCCACUCCACCAGCUGCUGCAGCCCAUGGCCAGCUGUGCCCGGGUGGUCCAGUGUGCCCAGGCGGUGCCCACCCUGCUCCAGGCCUUCUUCUCAGCAGUGACCGAGUUUGCAGAUGGGGCCCUAGCCAAUCAGCUGGCCCUGCUGCUCCUGGAGAGAAGCAACUCGCUGUACCAGGUCCCACAGUAUGAAGCCCACGUGCACAGAGUGCUGAGCUCGCAGUUCCUGGCCCUCUGUAAGCUGCACCCCGUCCUGGUGGUCGAGCUGGCCAAAGAGCUGCUGGAGUUCGUGGGAAGCGCAAGCAGCCCCCUCGGCACAGGACUUAUGUGCACCUCCGUGGUGUGGGCUAUCGGUGAGUACCUGGCGGUGUCCUGGGACCGGCGGUGCACUGUGGAGCAGAUCAACAGGUUCUUCGAAGUCCUGGAGGCCCUGCUGUUUGAGGUCACCCAGUCCCGCCCCUCAGCUGCCCUUCCCAAGUGUCCACCGCAUGUUGCCACCGUGCUCAUGACCACACUGACCAAGCUGGCCUCCCGGAGCCAAGACCUGAUCCCCAGGGUGUCUCUGUUCCUGUCAAAGAUGAGGACCCUGGCCCAGAGCCCAGCCACGAGCUCCAUGUACUGCGAGGAUGCCUCAGGAGCCGUCUGCACACGGGCCACGGAGCUGCUGAACCUGCUGAAGAUGCCCAGCGUGGCCCAGUUCGUGCUCACACCCAGUGUGGAAGUGUCUCAGCCCCGCUACCACCGUGACACCAACACAGCCUUGCCUCUGGCCCUACGCACGGUCAGCCGGCUGGUAGAGAGGGAGGCAGGCCUCCUGCCAGGGGAAGGCACAGUGACCAGGUGAGCGCCAGCUGGGGCCGCAGAUCCAGAGCCUGGUUAGCAGCCAAGCCGUGGCACCCGUGCUCAGGGAGGAAAGCAGGAGCCCCCGUGGGCCUCUGGCCCUCAGCACUCACGCCUGUCACCGUCUCCUUGGGGUGCUCGCCUCUCUCUCCCAAGCCAGUUCUCCCGUGACCAUGCUGGGCUGUGUGGUGAAACAGCUCUGAUUAUAGCUCUCGCCCUUUGUGGCUGGACCUGAGCUGUCUGCUCUGGGUCUUGCUGUUCCUUGUUUUGGGCAGGUUGGGGGCAAGAAGAGACACAGCAACAAUAAAUCUCCUUUUGGAAGUA
Molecule: messenger RNA, 5478 nt
Organism: Manis javanica (Malayan pangolin)
Lineage: Eukaryota; Metazoa; Chordata; Mammalia; Pholidota; Manidae
Source: RefSeq, a predicted model, not a curated record